AUGCCAUUUCGGUGCUGCACGCCCUUCAUUGCAACCCUUGUGCGUGGGCGCGUGGCGGUCGUUCGCCUCCUCCAGUUUUCAGCGUCGCGGUCGGGCAGCAGAGUCGCAUUUAUGUUUUGCUCUUCUGCCCCUCGCCGCGUUGAUUGCUGGUGCCCACCAACGCAUGCCCGUGCGUGCUUCCUCGUUGUAGUUGCGCGGGCCGGGGGAGGUGGGGCUGCGAUGGACGCCAUCGUUGCGACUGCCCGCCGCUGCGGGGGCGGGGGUGCAGCGAGACAGUGGAGAAGAAGGGGCGGCAGCAGCACAGCUGCCACCGCCGCAAGAAGGAGGUGUGGGGCCGGACAUGAGCUGGAAGAGGCGACGAUGGGAAGCGACGCGCAACGCAACUGA
Molecule: messenger RNA, 387 nt
Organism: Trypanosoma conorhini
Lineage: Eukaryota; Euglenozoa; Kinetoplastea; Trypanosomatida; Trypanosomatidae
Exons: 1
Coding region: 1-387 (128 amino acids)
Source: RefSeq, a predicted model, not a curated record